AUGGAGAUUCACACCCAGACCCUGGGCUGCUUCUCAAAGGGCCUCAUGUUCUCAGCCUUGAUCUUAGCUCUCUGGCUGCCCCAAGGCUCCCAGGCAGCCCUCCACAUUCAGAAGAUUCCAGAGCAGCCUCAAAAGAACCAAGACCUUCUAUUAUCCCUUCACGGUGUCCCCAGCACUGUCCAGGACUUUAUCUGGUACUUAGGGGAGGAGACUUCUGGAGGCACAAGGCUAUUCUCUUACAUCCCUGGGCUAAUGAGGCCCCAGAGGGAUGGCAGUUCCAUGGGACAGAGAGACAUUGUUGGCUUUCCCAAUGGUUCCAUGCUUCUUCGAGGUGCCCAACCUUCAGACAGUGGCACCUACCAAGUGGCUGUCACCAUCAACCCUGUGUGGACAAUUAAGGCCAAGACUGAGGUAAAGGUAGCUGAUGCUCAUGAGUUCUCAGCCACCAGACACCUGCCUGUCAAUGCUGGGAUCAUGGCAGCUACCAUUAUUGGAAGUCUUGUUAUGGCAUCACUGCUUGUAAGUGGUAUUGCCUACCUCCUGAUCACUCAAAGCCGGAAGGUCCAGAGCCCCAGGAUACCAGCUACAGAGAAGCCAAAGAUGAACACUAGCCCUGAAUCUGGUGACGGCAACAUCUAUGAAGUGAUGCCAUCUCCAGUCUUCCUGAUAUCCCCUGUCAGUGAUUUGGGGCCAGUGAACUCAGCCAUGGUGAGUCCUAGCCUGCCUCCACAUGCAUCCCAGGAGAACCAGCACUAUCAGGAUCUACUAAACCCUGACUCAGCCGCAUACUGCCAGCUGGUGCCAACUUCCUGUUGGUCUUUGGAACCUGCCUGCCAAGAAGACACUGGACCACACCACCCAGGGCCUCACAUGUACAGUAAACACACAAGUGACAUGCACAGGACAAAGCUGCUGGGAACUGGCAAGAUGGGAUCCACCACAGACCCAGCAUCACAUUGGCCAGUAUCCCACGGGACUGGACGGGAGACUGACAACCCCAGAUCCUGA
This is a messenger RNA of Psammomys obesus (fat sand rat), 1008 nucleotides long. It is a transcript of the gene Ceacam19, whose product is annotated as CEA cell adhesion molecule 19. NCBI's taxonomy places the organism in Eukaryota, Metazoa, Chordata, Mammalia, Rodentia, Muridae. The record is from RefSeq and is a predicted model, not a curated record. The coding region runs from base 1 to 1008 and encodes 335 amino acids. The transcript has 7 exons.